UACUUAUAACUAACUAGCACAAUAUUCAGAAUAAUAUUUCAAACAGCUUUUACAACAUAAAUGUUCCCACAAUGCAAAAUAAUAAAUCCUCUUUGCUGAAAGACACUAAACAAAACAUAAACAUCCGUAUAAAAACUUAUCUCUCUUUUGUCUUCACAAUACUCUUCAUUGGAACUCCAAUAUGGCUUUUAACAACUUCAAUUUAUAGAGCAGUUUUGCCAAUUGAUCAAAUAUCAAAAUACAAUUUCCAGAAUCUAUUGACACAUAACAACAUAUCCAUAAACAUCCCCAUAUACAUAAACCUACCUUCCUCUGAUAUGGAUUCCUUACUCUCAAAUUCUCAAACAAUAAUUAAUAACGACCUUGCUUCUCUAAUCAAAAACUCUCAAUUAACGAACCCAAAUCACAUCUAUAACCAUCUAAAUUGGUCAAUUACUCUAAAAAACCUUAAAAGCCAACAUCCUAUCCCUCAAAUAGACAAAAAGAACAACUAUAUCCUAAAUCUAAAAUACACUGAUGCAAAUGAAAGCUAUUUUAUUUCACCCUUUUCAAAGGAAUCGACCAUCUACUAUACUGACAAUAUUGUAGCAACCAACUAUGUUGCUGAUUUUAUUUCAAAAUUUAUACUAAAUCACCUACUUGAAUCUGAAAUUGAUUACUACUUUCCUCAAAAAAAACAAGAUGAUCAAAAACAAGACACAAUAGCAAUUCAUGCUCCAAACUAUCAUUUAUCAUUUUCAUUACUAUAUGGUGAUGGUGACGAUUUGAACUGGGAUAUCCAAAACGCCUUUGAUACUUAUUUAAAACCUUUAUUCAAUCAUUUGUCCUCCUUCACAAACUUAACAGUUAAUUCCCAAAUUCAGUUUUAUUCUCAACUAUCCUUCGAGCCAACCUUUGAUCUAUCCAAAAAUGCUUAUAUCUUAAAACAAUCUGAUAUUGCCACUUUUAUUAAUCACGAUGAUUGGAAUUUAGAUAACUCUUUAAUAUCUUCAAAUUCUCAAUCACAUACUUCUUUCAUAAACUUGAUUCUUUAUAUUCCUUCAAAGACUUACUCCCCAUUACUAAUCCAAAAUUCAACUUCCAAUUCUUUCAUUAUCCCACAAUAUGGUGCUGUCAAAAUCCUUAAUUGGAAUACUACCCAAAAUGGCCCAAAUUUAUCUAAACUUGAUUUGCUUCCAGUAAUGGAAAUCUUCACUUCUCAUAUUAUUACUCUAUUUGGUUUGCCCAAAUUACCCAAAUCUCCCUAUAUCAGAUUUGAUAUCUUAACUAGGUUUCUAUCAAUUCAAAACAUUUUUAAAUCAAUCAACAACCUAUCUUCUUUGAUGAAUUUAUCUCAAAGUCUAAAAAAUAUUGCAAUUCCGGAUAAAACCCUAUAUCAUGUUCAGCAAACUUUAAAUCUAAUUGACAAAACAAUAUCUUACUUGAAUAAUGGAAACUGGUCUAUUGGUUGUAAAACAAGUAAUGAAGCUUUAGUUCAAAGCGAUUCUGCCUUUUUUGAAAAGGAAAUGGUUCAACAAGUUUAUUUCCCUGAAGAACAUAAAUUUGCUGUUUAUUCUCCAUUAUUGGGACCCGCCCUCACCAUAUUAUUUAUUGGCUUAAUUAGAGUGCUACAAGAUUUUCGUUAA
Messenger RNA from Ascoidea rubescens DSM 1968, 1625 nucleotides. RefSeq names its product PIG-S family GPI transamidase component. The transcript has a single exon. Gene Ontology annotation, cellular component: GPI-anchor transamidase complex. The coding region runs from base 72 to 1625 and encodes 517 amino acids. Gene Ontology annotation, biological process: attachment of GPI anchor to protein. Lineage: Eukaryota; Fungi; Ascomycota; Saccharomycetes; Ascoideales; Ascoideaceae. The record is from RefSeq and is a predicted model, not a curated record.